Messenger RNA from Melampsora larici-populina 98AG31, 4020 nucleotides. RefSeq lists its product as uncharacterized. The transcript is spliced from 6 exons. Bases 1 to 4020 code for a protein of 1339 amino acids. Gene Ontology annotation, molecular function: protein binding. The record is from RefSeq and is a predicted model, not a curated record. NCBI's taxonomy places the organism in Eukaryota, Fungi, Basidiomycota, Pucciniomycetes, Pucciniales, Melampsoraceae.
AUGACUUCGACUUCAACCACCCUUCAACCUAUUCAACCUCCUCAUCCUUGGCAACUAUGCGGUCCAGCUCUCUGUCAUUUGGUUCUUUACUCAUCCGAUCUCACUUCGAUUCGGGUGAGAUUUCCAGUCCUGAGUCGAACUCGUACUGCUAUCGGAUCUGGUUCGCGUACUUCAAUUCGUUUCGAUCAUCCAGAUUGCGCUCCGCUUCAUCUUAGACUAGCCAUCGCCAACAAUUAUGUAGGUUCAAUUCAAGUUCAUGGGCCACAGGGUGUCAAACUUCAAGAUCGCUACAUUUUUCCACCUAAUCCUCUACCUUCCCUGGAAGAACACCCCUGGAUCGAACUUAAAGACGGUGAUAUCUUUUACGUGGCGCAGUGGCCAUUCAAAUUUGAACAACGUUGGGAUUUACACGCCAUUGAUUGGAAUCUAUUUGACCUUGACUCAGUGACUGACGCGGAGACCCGGAAACUAGUGAUCGGUUGUCGGGAAUUGUGCAAACAAACAUUGAAAUCAGAUCCGCCCUCGGAUAAUGAUAGUAGUCUCGAUCAAAAUUCGGAUUCAGUUUAUAUUAACAGUCCCCUCUCACCAUCUGCUACAAUUUCAGACCUGAGUUUAGUUUGCGAAAACAAUCAAGACCAUAUAGGUAUAUUAAACCCAACCGACACGACAUCAUCCCUACCUCAUCCAUCAGACGAACUUCGUCUAGACUGUCCUAGAUCUGGAAGUUCAUCUUUAUCAUCUGAUUCCGAAUCCGACGAACCUCAAAUGACUUCUCAAACCCGUCUCCCCACCCGCUCUUCACCUAGGCGAGAACAGACCCCUCCUCGUUCAUCUCAGGCUAUCCUCAAGGCACCACACACUGAUCUCAUUCCAUCAAAACAAUGCGUGGAUCGUAACAAACAGCUGAGAUUAGUCAUCACCCCGCAAAAAUCUAACGCGAGACUCAGUUGGCCAUUACUUGCCUCUCAACCUCAAUCUCUAAAUUUCGAAAAUCACACCAAUCCACAACCAAAGGCUGUAGAAUCAAUCUCUCCUAUCUUGGAAAAGGAGCAGCCUACCCCUAUCUCACCCUCUUCAAGUGAUCCGGAUAUGACUCAUGUCUCCUUCAGAAGACGGUCUUACCGACGUUCCCCUGAGGCUGUCAAUCAAAAGCGUGUGCGUGUCAAUGGACCCCUACUUGAUGAUGAGUCUAGCGGUGAAGAUGACCACGGAGACGAUGAGAACGAAAACAUAUCUCAACAGCUUUAUCGUUCUCCCCCUUCUCCAGGACGUAGACCUUCGCGCUUUCUUCCUUCUCCCGAAGCUUCGACAUCUACCUCGCCGCAAUCGCCUCCCGCGAUAGGGUCGACUGUAUUUGAUCCUUCCCAACCCACCAGCCCUAUCACCCCUCCUGAUCUGCGUCCCCGCCGAAAAAGCUUGCUACAAAAAAUUCUUAUCAAGCGAGCCGUUGAAGUCCAUCUUGCUCAGACUCCUGAACACCCAGAUCCUAUUGGUGGAUGCAGCGGUUUUAGUAGCAGUGAUGAAGAAGACGAUGAGCAAGCUGAAGAGGAAGAUGUUGGAAGCACAGAUGAGGAUGCCGCGGAACAAGGACCUAACUCUACCCCUGAGGUCGACCGAGACCUUGGAUUUACUGAGACCGUCGAAUCUCCAGCAAAUCCGCUGCCAGAUCCCCGGUCUCUAGCUUUACUCCAAGUGAGCUUUCAAAUGAACCGUGUAAUACUAUGUGAUGGUCUCUCAUGUCACGCAUUUUUUCUACAGACUACUGCUCUAGCCUCAUCCUCAGACUCUGAUGACUUGACAACCCAAGCAAGCCGCGUGUUUCCCUCCACCAAUGGCAAGGCUCAGUCGUUUCACGCACUUGGCGUAUCUAGAUCCCCAAAUUCUCUUUUAUCGCCUACCCGAUUUUCUCCAACUCAGUCUCGUCGGUCUGUCUCCCCCAAUGCGAAACUUUUGGCUGAAUACGAAAGUAGAGAAGGAUCUGGCCAAUCCAGCUCACCUAGCCCAAUCAGCGUCGAAUUUCCUCUAAAAAGCAGUUUUAGACGACAAUCUUAUACACCUGAGGAGCUACAAAGCUUUUCUACUCAGCCUGGAGCUGCCCACCUUCAAUUUACUCCCAGCGCCACACAAAUUCGGACAGCACUCAAAUACAAUACGCAAUUGAAUAGCCUAAGUCCUUCUUACACAGAUGAAGAUGAGGAACAGCAGCGAGCAGAACGUCGAAGAAGUUUACGAUCUUCAACGCCUGGUCCUUCUUGUUCAUCCUUUACACCCAGUCCAACGAAGCUUACUAAGAUCGUCAACGUGCAAAACGAAACAACAAGCCCACAUCGCUUGAUCAGAACUCCAAGAUCAUUCUUGAUCAAACGAGGUGGAUCGUUAACUCCAUUGGGAGUGCCGUUCUCGCGUAGUCCUACAAGACAACACCCUAUCAAGCCUAUUGAAGAGGAUGGAGAAGGAGAGUAUGAAUUGGACGAAUCGGGUAAACGAAAAGUCAGGUUUGAUAGAGAUGUCUUUUGUCUUGAAUUUGAUAAGUUACCUGAAGAAUUACCCAAAGAACCUCGCAGUAAAAAAUCCAAAAUCGAAGCCAAACCUGAAGAUUCAAAUCAAGACUCUGCACCAAAACCAAGGGGUAACCGACGUCGCAAAGCGAGUGAUCCCGGUAACAGUUCUAACUCAAAUCGUCCUAGGCGAGCUUCGAGUAGGUUAUCUGUACCUGUUUCCAACCGUGAUCACGCUUCACGACGUGCACGCGGCGAUCAAUCUUCAGAUUCUAUUGCUGCAUUUCAAGGCCGAGAAUACUCGACAAUCAAUUCAAGCGGAGGUCAUACUUCUGUUGAUGAUUCGGCUAUUGCCACUAUGCCAAAUCAACCAGAUCAAAAUGACUCGAUCAUUUCACAAAUCAAGCAACAAUUCGUGAAUCUCGGCAUUGGUGGCAAUAAUAGCACCAGACAGCGAGCGAAUUCUUUACCAGCUGACGUGUCACGAUUCGCGAAUCGGAACAACACUACUGAGAAGACUGCAGACCCAGCAGAUCUAGCGAACGAGAUGAAAUGGUUAUCACUAAAUACAAUCAAUACACAUCCUUAUCUAAAACAACAUUCAGGCAUCACCGAAAGACCCCAUUCUGCUCCUUCUUCAGCUUAUCUCAAAACUACUACAACACCGCGUCUCAAGUUUCCUGAAUUAAGUUCAUUUGCACCUCAAUUAGUUGGUGUACGAGAAAUGAUUCUUGCUCCUAUUCAACGUUUGAGUUUACCUCAUCUGGAUAUGUCUUGGAAGAAUAUCUUCACUUCUUGGAGGGAUCCUGUGAAUCCUCCUGUAGCUAGUCUUGUGGACCCUCAAGGUGAUGGUGAUGGUGAAGAGUAUCAAUCAGAUGAUGCCUGCUCAGAAGACUCAGUUAUCAUUGUGAUCAACGAAGAUGCUUUUCCGACAUCGCCGGAAGCAGAAGCAGAACCUUCUGAUCCACUUCCUUUGACAACAGAUGUGGUAGUAGCUGAAGAGGAUCUUAAAGUGGAUUGUCAGGAAGAUAUGGUAUCCUCAAAUACAUCUUCGAAGCUAGAAAACGUGUCUGCAGACGAAGAUCAACGUCAAACAAGUAAAAAACCAUCAAGACGAAAAGUUGCAUCACCACCACUAAGUUCGAAUUCUAAUACACGAACACUUCGAUCACGAUCCACUAACGCAAAAAACGGAACUUCAACCACUCCUGAACCUGUUCCUGUGACAAAUAAAAGAAGUAAUUCAAAUCGAACUGAUUCAUCUGGAUCAUCUAAAAACGAAGUUGAUAAUAAUCCGAAAAAUGAAAGAAUAAGUAAAGCAGGAGGAAUGACUUCACCACGGAAGACUAGAUCUAGGACUCGUACUCGAACUGGUGAAACUGAAGAUCAUCAUGAAAAAAAGAUACUUGAUACUGAACAUAAUAAUAAUAAUAAUAUUUUUGAAAUUGGAAAUGGAAAUGGAUUGAUUAAUAAUCAUAAUAAUAGUCAAAAUAAUCGAAGACGUACUCAGAGUUCAAAGUAA